AUGGCCGCAUAUGAGUACAACAAGGGCGAGAUCCUUAUCGGUAGCCCCAACCUGGCCGCCGGAUACUUCAAUAAUGCUGAGUUGACGGCGGCCAAGUUUAUCCAAUGGCAUAGCGAGCGCUGGUACAGGACGGGCGACCUGGCUGCGAGGACCGAACAAGGGUAUCUCGUGUGGUGUGGCGAGUAA
This is a messenger RNA of Penicillium macrosclerotiorum, 186 nucleotides long. RefSeq lists its product as uncharacterized. Lineage: Eukaryota; Fungi; Ascomycota; Eurotiomycetes; Eurotiales; Aspergillaceae. Bases 1 to 186 code for a protein of 61 amino acids. The transcript has 2 exons. The record is from RefSeq and is a predicted model, not a curated record.